Camelina sativa (false flax) is the source of this 699-nucleotide messenger RNA. NCBI's taxonomy places the organism in Eukaryota, Viridiplantae, Streptophyta, Magnoliopsida, Brassicales, Brassicaceae. The record is from RefSeq and is a predicted model, not a curated record.
UCCAACUAAGUACGAAAACGUAACUGGUAAAGAGUAUGGUUAAAAUUUAACUAUUAGAUGCAAAAGAAGUAAUUCACAAUCACUGAGAAAAUAGGAAGGAUUCACAUGAUCUUUUGAAAUAGUAAAUAUCUACACAGUAAUUCAUGUCAUUCAAGUAACAACGAAAUAUUACACAGCUAAAUAGUUUGUUCAUGGCACAAAUUCAAGUGGAGGCAAAGAGUUGCUGCCCGUCUACGACUGCUAGAAAUAUCUAUAACGUUUGCCGUUUGGGGGGAGGCUCCCGACCAAUGUGUGCAUCUCUCAGUGGAUGCAAAAUCGUUAACGGCAAAUGUCCUAACGGAUAUACACAUGACACUCUCCAAAGCUCAGGUGAUGCUGUCAAUGAAUACUGUAAGUUGGGAUGUACAUCUUCUGUGUGCGCUGCCAUAGAGACACUCCAAAGCUCUGAUGCGAGUGAAAUUGUGAAUGGUGCCGUAACACAAUGCGCAAAUGCAUGUUCGACUUUCUGCACCAAGGGCUCUUCAACUGUAGUUGAGUGUUAUUUUCCUGUUUUCAAUCAUUUGUAUGUAUUUGAAUAUAAGUUAAUUCCAGUUUGUGUAUGUGUCAUAGAAGUUUGUCAAUCCUAGAUUGUACAUGACUUCUAAUAAAUAAAAAGUUUGUCACUUUAAUAUUUAUUAUUAUUCCACCGUUGCUACAAAA